AUGCUUUUUUUCAAGAUAUGCGUUACAUUGACCUUGUUAUCGCCCUUAUGAGCUAGUUGAUCGUGUACGGUGGAUUUUGUGUGCCAAGGGAGUCUCUUCUCUAGAUUCUAGUUUGGAUGUUUAGAAUGAUCACUUGGCGGGCUUUAUUAAUUAGUAAUUGAUAGUUAGGAGUCUAUGUCAUUGGUUCUGUUCAGUAAUCGGUUACAGUGAAGACAACUGUUCGCAUAGUUUCAUUCACAGUAUUAAAUUUCUGAAAAAGAAAGACAUUAAUUUAUAUGAAGCUUGAGGAACGUACAAAUGUCGAUGCCCGACACCACAUUAUUUCCUAGAGUUUUUUUCAAUUGUGGCUCUUCACUACUGAGAAGACCUUAUUAGAAUGUGUAUAACCGUUGGAUCGCUGCAUCGCCUCAGGGAUAAAAGGCUUUAUCCAUGCAUAGUCGGACUGACAGAAAAUGAAAUAUUGUGGAGAACUAUUGGCAGAGCCUCAAAUCGCGAUGUGAAGCCAAUAAAGCACAUUAGUUUUAAACAUUUCGUUGGUGUUUCUUCCCUGAAGCAUAUUGGUGACUUAAAGGACUCAAACAAAGUGUGCAAGUCAUUGAGAAAAAAAGAUGAAUACUUCGAACAUACUCGUGGAUUCGUCAUUUGGAGCAUCAGGAAGGCAGAGAAAUCCAAUUGGAAAGUCAGUCACACUGCAUUUUACUGUGAACAUGAGGAACAGGUGCCUAAGUGGACUGACGCUUUAGACCGCAGUCUACAAAAAAUAAACUCUUCUCGACCACGAAACUUGUUAGUUUUUAUCAAUCCAUUUGGUGGUGCAAAGAAGUCACAAGAAAUUUAUGCGAACCAAGUGGCACCAUUAUUUCAUAUAGCCAAAAUUGAAACAAAAGUUAUUGUUACAACACGCCGUGGCCAUUUGACAGACUACCUUUUGGAGAAUGUUUUGGAUUCGUAUGAUGGAGUAGUCUGUGUCGGUGGUGAUGGAUUUUUAGCAGAAGCUGUUCAAGGUCUAUUACUACACGAAAGGCGUAAGGCAAAUUUACCUCUGUUUGUUGAUCAUAAACCUGGAGAAAUUGAAUUGAAACCAAAGAUUCCACUCGGAGUUAUUCCAGCAGGCUCAACAGAUGCUGCGUGUUUUUCUAUUCAUGGUACUAAUGAUGUGGUGACUGCUGCUCUUCAUAUCAUUGCUGGUGAUGAUAUUGGUUUAGAUGUGGUUAGUGUUCAUGCAGGUGGAAAUGGCGCCUUUAUACGUUAUGCACUGACAAUGCUAGGAUAUGGAUUUCAUGCGGAUCUUUUACGUAAUGAUGACAAAUUACGUUGGAUGGGUCCACACAGAUAUGAUUAUUCAGGCUUUAAAACAUUCCUUCAGCAUGCAUCUUAUUACGGUGAAGUAUCUUUUCUGCCGUGUUCUGAUCCUAACAAUAAGUCAUCCAAUGGAACAGUUUGUUAUAGUGGAUGUUCUGUUUGCAAUUCAGAUGUGUCUGGAAAACUAGUGGUUGAUGUGGACACUCUAGCUGUCAACUGUUCACAUACUAAAUCUACUGAUGUAACUGUCACUAAUGAGUGUAAUUAUCACUUACCCAAUAAAUCAUCCUUACAUAGUGCUCGUAGUAAUAGCGAUCUAUCCAGUACAUCGGUUAGUUUAGAGAAUAGUCUACAAAGUAUUACAUAUUCACAAGCAAUUAUUGAUCACUCAUCAAUGGAUUCUGAUCUAGGCCAAAGUAUAUCAUCAACAAGUGAUAAUCGUCCAAUCCGUGAAAUACCUCAAUCUGAUUUACAGUGCAAUAAACAUUCCAUUGGUGAUGAUACAUCAAAUCCACAGAAAAAUACUUCCAAAGUUAAAAUUCAAUCUCUAGACUCUAACUUAUUGAUGAAGUGUACUCCAAAAGGACUAAAUGAAGGUUGGCAUACUAUUCGUAGUAAUUUUCUUGCUGUGAAUGCUUGUAUUCAAAGUUGUCGAUGUGCACGAGCUGUUUGUGGUCCUGCGCCUUGGGCACAUCUAGGCGAUGGUUGUCUUGAUUUAAUUCUAGUUCGAAAGUGUUCACAGCUUGAAUUCUUACGAUAUCUUAUGCGUAUAGCUAAAAAUCGUCAUAUGACACCAGAAGAGAAUCCUUUCAAUUUUCCUUUUAUUACGGUUCAAAAAGUUCGUGCUUUUCGUUUUGUUGCCUAUAAUAAUCAUUCGACCUAUGUGGACGACAGUGUUGAAAAACAUUUGAAUGAUAGACAAAAUGUUGUUAUUGAUUGUGGAAAAGCACACAAUGAUGAAUUGAAGUCAACCACUGAUGAUUCAUUUACUCAACCUCAACCAUUACCUCAUCACUCACACUUGUGUAUAAAAAAUUCAUCCUGUACGCAUAAAUCUUCCAGUCAAAGUUAUAAAAAAACAUCUCUUUGGUGUUGUGAUGGUGAAUUAAUUCAAAAAUCAAAUAUAAUUUGUUUUGUUCAUCGGAAAUUGAUACGCUGUUUUGGUCGAGGUCCGGAAAACGAUGCUUCAGCGGUAGGGAGUCACUUGAAUAUGAUCUUAGAAAAGCAGGGAUUUUAUAAGCGAAUAUUUGAAUCUAUGGAAAAGGGGAACAAUACAUACGAAUAGUGAUUUAUUUUGUUGCAAUCCUUAUACACAUAUCUCUUCUUUAUAUAUGUGUAUGUAUCUUUCUUUUUUGAUUUUAUUCCCCUGUAUUUCUUUCGUUUUCCACACUCCUACUAUGUUUAGUUGUGAGUCACUGAGUAUGUUUAAAGAAAAUGUUCCUUGAUUAAAUAUAGGCAUGGUUUGCACCAAUUACACUUCCUCUAUUAUCUCUUCAUAUAUGUAUACUUUUAUGUACAUAUUCUUCAAAUUGCUGUACUGUGAUUUAUUUUUUAUGUUUCUUAUAUUCAUGCGCAUACAUAUUUAUGUGCCUGAAAUCUCCAUGCCAGUCAGGUUUCUUAAUUCAGUAUGGAAUUGUAUAUAGGUUAAUACUAUUUAUUCCUGUAUCUUUGUUAAUCAAUAUUUAUCGAUUUAAUCUGUAUUCCGUACGUCAUUAUAUACUUACAACUACUGAAUUGUAUGAAUCUUCAAGUCUUAACUUGAUAUUUAUCCUUAUCAAAAUAUACAUAUCUAAUAGUUGAAA
Molecule: messenger RNA, 3104 nt
Organism: Trichobilharzia regenti
Lineage: Eukaryota; Metazoa; Platyhelminthes; Trematoda; Strigeidida; Schistosomatidae
Source: the annotation of a GenBank genome assembly